AUGAAGCUUUCCACCGGCCUCCUGGGGAGCACAAUCCCGCUCUCAACUUUUGCCCACGCCGUCACCCCCCAGUCCUCCGCUGACAUGGCCGGUCCCGUCUGUGUGAGAGACCUGACAGAGAUCACCGACUUUGUGCAGAACAAUUUCAACGGCAAGUCCCAACUGUCAUACACCAUGUGGGGCGGCGCCAUGGCCCUCAACGUCUGCCGACUGGUCAACCACAACGCGGGAACAGAGCAGCCCUGUACCGAAGUCGCCGCCAUCGUCGCCCUCGUGAUUCUUGCUGUGUUGGAUAUUCAGACCGAGACCAAAGCGCCGAUUACGGGGGAACAGCCCGUCAACAAAAGGACGACCGAGUUAAACGCCGUGGUGUCCAUCGUCCAGGACCACUUCAGCGCCGUAGGGUUCUCCUGGGAUCUCAUCGACACGCCGCAGCUGGCCGCCAAGUUCGUCCAUACCACAAACGACUCCUCCUCCCCCUCUAACAGCAACGACGACAUUAACGAUAUCAUCCAGCACUUCAUCAUCCGCGGCGUCACCCACCCCUCUGUGUCCACCACUCCAGCCGACAUAUCCUUCACCACCUUCCGCAACAACACCGGCACCGUGUGCACCGCCCACACCCUAGCAAACCACGCACUAACAACAUCAAACCGUCGACGUACAAACCCAAAAGCAGGCUUCAAAAUCAACUACCAGACCUACUUCUGGGACCCGCGCGCGGAAAAAGCAUAUGGCAACACCGACUUCAAGCAGGUGAUGCUGGCCGUGGCGCAGGGCAUGGCGAAAGAUUGGGCGUACGACGCGAAUUACUUUGCGCUGGGCGAGUGGAUUGGUGUGGCGGGGUUUCGGUAUAUUCUGUUUCGGUUGUUGGGGACGGCGAUCAGGAUUAUUCCGGAGCCGGUGGCGUAUUGGGGGGAUGAGUAUGAGAGUGUUGAGGUGUGUGGGGCGUUGAGUAGUGAUGUUAGGGGGCAGUUGAGCUAG
Molecule: messenger RNA, 984 nt
Organism: Dichotomopilus funicola
Lineage: Eukaryota; Fungi; Ascomycota; Sordariomycetes; Sordariales; Chaetomiaceae
Exons: 1
Coding region: 1-984 (327 amino acids)
Source: RefSeq, a predicted model, not a curated record